UUGGAGCCGGAGCCGGCUGCUGCUCAGGUGACCAGUGAGUGUCCCUCCGGACAGCGCUGCUUCCCACUAACGGUGCCGGCACAGCUAGCGGGGACAUUGCUAGCCAGGACUCGCCACAAUGAUCCAGAAUGUUGGAAAUCACCUGCGAAGGGGCUUCACCUCUGUGUUCUCGGGCCGCAUAUCCCGGAAGUCAGGCUCACGUGCUCGUGCGGAGAACGCGGACGGUGCCAUGGCCGACGAGGGCUACCGGAACCCCACGGAGGUGCAGAUGAGCCAGCUGGUGCUGCCCUGUCACACCAAUCAGCAUGGCGACCUGAGCAUCGGGCAGCUGCUCAAGUGGAUUGACACCACGGCCUGCCUGUCUGCGGAGAGGCACGCGGGCUGCCCCUGCGUCACAGCCUCCAUGGACGAUAUCUAUUUUGAGCACACCAUUAGUGUUGGGCAAGUGGUGAACAUCAAGGCCAAGGUGAACCGGGCCUUCAACUCCAGCAUGGAGGUGGGCAUCCAGGUCACCUCGGAAGACUUGUGCUCCGAGAAGCAAUGGACCGUGUGCAAGGCCUUAGCCACCUUCGUGGCCCACCGGGAGCUCUCCAAGGUGAAGCUGAAGCAGACCGUGCCCCGGACGGAGGAGGAGAAGAUGGAGCACAGUGUGGCAGCCGAGCGCAGGCGCAUGCGGCUGGUCUACACGGACACCAUCAAGGACCUCCUGGCCAACUGUGUCAUUCAGGACGACCUGGAGAGCAGAGACUGCAGCCACAUGGUGCCAGCCGAGAAGACCCGCGUGGAGAGCGUGGAGCUGGUCCUGCCCCCCCACGCCAAUCACCAGGGCAACACCUUCGGGGGCCAGAUCAUGGCCUGGAUGGAGAAUGUGGCCACCAUUGCAGCCAGCCGGCUGUGCCGUGCCCACCCUACACUGAAGGCCAUCGAGAUGUUCCACUUCCGGGGCCCGUCCCAGGUCGGGGAUCGCCUGGUGCUCAAGGCCAUUGUGAACAACGCCUUCAAGAACAGCAUGGAGGUGGGCGUGUGCGUGGAGGCCUACCGCCAGGAGGCCGAGACCCAUCGGCGGCACAUCAACAGCGCCUUCAUGACCUUCGUGGUCCUGGACGCAGCUGACCAGCCCCGGAUGCUACCCUGGAUCCGGCCCCAGCCUGGGGAUGGUGAGCGGCGGUACCGAGAGGCCAGUGCCAGGAAGAAGAUCCGCCUGGACAGGAAGUACAUUGUGUCCUGUAAGCAGACGGAGGUGCCCCUCUCUGUCCCCUGGGAUCCUAGCAACCAGAUGUACCUGAGCUACAACAACGUCUCCUCCCUGAAGAUGCUCGUGGCCAAGGACAACUGGGUGCUGUCCUCGGAGAUCAAUCAGGUACGGCUGUACACCCUGGAGGAUGACAAGUUCCUGUCCUUCCACGUAGAGCUGGUGGUGCACGUGGAUGCAGCUCAGGCCUUUCUCCUGCUGUCAGACCUGCCCCGGAGGCCCGAGUGGGACAAGCACUACCGGAGUGUGGAGCUAGUGCAGCAGGUGGAUGAGGAUGACGCCAUCUACCACGUCAUCAGCCCCACCCUUAGCGGCAACAACAAGCCCCUGGACUUUGUGAUCCUGGCCUCGCGGCGGAAGCCUUGUGACAGUGGGGACCCCUAUGUGAUUGCCCUGAGGUCGGUCACACUGCCCACCCACCGCGAGAUGCCCGAGUACAGCCGCGGGGAGACCCUCUGCUCCGGCUUCUGCCUGUGGCGCAAGGGGGACCAGAUGACCAAGGUAUCCUACUACAACCAGGCCACCACAGGCUUUCUCAACUACGUGACUGCCAACGUGGCCGGCCUCUCCUCUGAGUUCUACACCACCUUCAAAGCUUGCGAGCAGUUCCUCUUGGACAACCGGAACGAUCUGGCCCCCAGCCUCCAGACCCUCUAGGUGUGCUGUGCAGCCACCUCAUGCCCACUCACUCCAUCCUGCCCCCAAGGACAUCCAGGCAGCACGUGGAUGAAGACAGAGGCCUUUAUUCCUUCCUGCCUCUCCUGUGGGAAGCCUCGACUCUGGGGGGUCUGCCGGCCCAGCGCCACUGGGCAGUCAGUUUUUGCCAACGUCCGCCAGCAGGUCCUUGCGGUAGUCCUGGGGCAGCCUGUAGUAGACUCGGGUUUUGUCCACGGCCCUGGCUGCCAGCAGCCCUUCCCGCCCAGCUGCGUAGUUCCCCUGGGCAGGGCUGUGCUCCACUGUGAUGGUGGCCCUGGGGGAGGAGUCCAGCAGCCUGGCCACAGCCCCAGCCGUGCUCUGGCCCAGCGGCCUGGCCUGCAGCUGGAAGGACACAGGCUGCCAGAGCCCGUGGCACAGCUCCAGCAUAUCUGUGAGCAACUGUUCCCUGUAGCCACUGCCCAGCACCUCCUCUGGCCAGCCUGGUGCCACGGUCACGUGGGGGAAAACCUCGUCCACAGCCGUAAGCAACUCCCUGCCAGCCAAGUGGCCAGGGACCUCGAAACUCCCAUGGGAGAUUGUGGCCCCCACCCACACGGGCCGUGGCAGGUGGCCAGAGGUUGAGAGGCGGGCCAGCGUGGCCAGGGCUGCCCGCAGAGCUGUGGGCUCUGCUAUGUGCAAGUGGACACCCCAGCGUCCUGGGCGCGUGGCGAGCUGCAGCAGGGACGACUCCAGUGUCUGGUUAGGGCCACCUGGGACAUGCACGAUGGGCACCGGGUCUCCGGCUGCAGGCUCCUGGAGACUGACGUUCAGCAGGAUCAUGCCUUCUCUGUCUGGAAGAGGCAGCGGGGCAACAGUGUCUGGGGUUAGGUUGUUCUGGGGGUGCCGGUGGCCCUUGUUAGAGGGGUGGUGUGGGGUUAAGGGCACAGCCAAGGAGGGGCAGCUGGUGCCUCACAGUCUGGGAUCUGUCAACUGGUUCUGGGCCCUAGGUGGAAGGUGGCUUACAGAUGUGCUUGGUGCUCAUCAGAUGACAUGAUAAAAUGCUGGCUCAGCUUUUGGCCUCUGUGACAGCCCUGGGAUCUGCAGCUCUGCAGCUGAGGAUUCGGGGGCGCGGGUCUGAAGACCAAGAGCCCACACUCUUGGCACCACUUUAUGCCCUCCCUCUACCCUGGGUCCAGCUGUGGCUCGAAUGGACCCCUGUUGCCAUGGUAACAGAGGCCCAAGGUACCUACCUCAAGCAAAGGGAACCCCACAGUUUACAGGCAGAGCUUACCUGGGAACGUAACCGCUGCUGUUAUUCCGCUGCCCUGGACGUCGGGAACCAGCCACUCCACGCCCAGACCAUCACCCCCCGGGAGUUGGAGCAGAGGGAUCAGGCUGCCCCCCGUGUAGUAGACUUGCUUCCGUGUGGCAUUCACUGUGGGGGGACAAAUUGCCAAGGUGAUGUGGCCACCUCUGUGGAGCACUUCCCAUGAGCCAGGCUCUCCACGUGUCCUCUGAGCCUUCCAGCAUCCUGCCAGGUAGCUGCUAUUCCCCCGUUUUAUAGACUACAAAAAGUGACACUGGGCAAGUGGUCACUGGGAGUGGAACCUGAUAGAACCGGGUCUCUCUGACCCCAAAGCUAGUGUCCCUCCUCCAUCCCUCCUGCCUAGGUGGCUCACAAGAAUGUUGUCUGGUGGGGCCCCUUUGAGGUGGCUUAACUGCAGGCCCCCCGAGGUUCAGAGUCAAGGGAACAUGGGAUCAGGCAGCUUCUGGAUAGCCAAUUAGUGGGUACAGUGGAGGGGGCUGCUUCUCUGAAACUUCAGGGUAACCCACAGGGGAAAAGUGCUACAAGGAAAGUGCAUGGGGUUUGGAACUUGCUGGGUUCCAAAUUAUACAAAGCUGAAUGAGUUUGUAGGAGUUACUUAACUGUUCUGAACCUUGGUUUCCCUAUCCAUAAAAUGGAACCCCUGCUUCAUGGAUAUGUGAACCUUUGAUAAUACACCAUACGUGACCCUGCCUGGCCCAGGGCCAGGCAUACAGUAGGUGUGCAAAAUAAUUCCUUUCUCCUAUUCCACCCGCAAUUUCCCCCUGCACCGCCCCUGGGCAGACUCCAGCCCUCCCCACCCUGCCUUGCCCUCCCCAAGACCCGCUCCCUACUGGCUUGCUGCCUGAACUGCGACUGGAUAGGCUCAAAGAGGUCGAAGUAGGCUUGGUGGGGGGCGCAGUUGUCCCGGAUGUAGAGGAGAUCGUCCACUGACAUGGGGUCUGUGGCGCCCUGCCACACUGUCAGGCUGUACCUGGGGACCAGAGAGCCGGCUCAGCCACCUGCCUGGCCCCCAGGGCCCUCAGCCCCACCCCUGAACUCAGAACUGGACCCCAGUCGGCUGGGAGCAGGGGGCUCAGGAGGCAGGAGUGUGGCCUUCUCUAGCUCCGGACUUGGAGUCUGUCUGUUUUGGGGUUCUGUCUUAGGAGAGGGGAAGGAAGGGCAGAUGGGAGAAAAGGGCAGAGUGGCUUCGAGACUCCUGUGGGGAGCCACUGAGGAAGCUGUGGCUGGGCAGCCUGGAGCAGCCUGGAGUUGGGGAGAGCCUCGGCCUCUACAGGGCUAUCCUGGGGCAGAGGUUAUAGGUGAAAUCUGCAGCCCAGGGCCACAGCUGGUUCCCCAUAAGACGAAGUUGUGGGGAGGCAAAUUAUGUCUCAGGAUAAACUCAAAGACCCUUCCAGCCAUGAGUGUCUGAGAUCUUCCUGGAGGCAUCAGUCCUGGGGGUGGGUUUGAGAGGGCGAGAGCCGUGGCAGGGGCGUGGGAGUUUUUACCUCUGAGAUUGGCCCAGCAGCCAGCUGAAGUGGGGCCAGGAGGGCCGCGACAUGGAGGCCCGCAGGGGGAAGGUGAUCCUCUGCGGCAGUGCUCCCACCAGCUCCUGCAUCCUCUCCACCAUGGCGCGGGUGUAUGCAUUGGUCUGGACAUUGGGCACGUAGAGGGUGGUCCAGCCCGGAGACAGGGUGGCCUUGGGAUACUUUUCCUGGAUCAGAUCCAGGAACCUGCAGAGAAUCAGGGGCGCUUGUCUUUCGGGGCCACGCUAGCCCCUUCCUCAUCUCCUGGAUUCCCAUCACAGUGUUAGGAAGUCAUCAGGGCCUCCCCCAACUGUGACAGAAAGGGAGAAGCAGAGUCCUGAAGAACAGAAGGCGCUUGUUCAAGGUCCCACAAACAGGGCAGCGACUCUGGAGCCAAGGAGGCCUGGGUUCAGGUCCUGACUGUGACCUUGGGCAAGUCACUUACCCUUUUUGCUCCUCAAAAAUGGCAUUACCUUUAGGCAGGGCAAAGUGCCUCAAAAGCUCCAUGUGGACAGAAAAGACAGAAUUCAGAGCUUGGAGAGUCUCUGAAGUUUCAUAUUUUAUUUCAUUUCAUUGAAAUUUUGUCCUGAUACAAGUUUUAAUAAGGUAAUGUUACCUCCCUCCCUGCCCUGGCUCAGUUGUAAUAUAGAGUAAAUUCAACACUUCACAAAGACUAGUCAAAUGUAUCUCGGGCCAUUAACUAUCCUUUUCAAACUGCUGCUUUCCAAAUGCACCUCGGUUUGAGGGGCACAAUAAAAAUCGGACGGAUGGAUUGUUGGCUGGUUGGUUGGGCAGGUGGCUGGCUGGAUAGAUGGGGCUUAGAAUCAGAAAGUCUAUUUUGAAUCUUUUCUCUGCCACUUACUAGACUUAGGCAGGUCAUUUAAUGUCUAUGAGCUAGUUCUCGAAUUAAUAAAGGUCAGAGUACCUAUUUCAUUCUCAUUGUAAGAAUUAAAUGGUAUACUGCCUGUAAAGCACUUAAAACAGUGCCUGGGACACACAAUAAAUAUUGAACAAAGUGAGCCACAAUUAUCAUCA
Choloepus didactylus (southern two-toed sloth) is the source of this 5752-nucleotide messenger RNA. RefSeq names its product acyl-CoA thioesterase 11 (gene ACOT11). The record is from RefSeq and is a predicted model, not a curated record. Gene Ontology annotation, cellular component: extracellular exosome. The transcript is spliced from 16 exons. Gene Ontology annotation, molecular function: lipid binding; thiolester hydrolase activity. The coding region runs from base 119 to 1909 and encodes 596 amino acids. NCBI's taxonomy places the organism in Eukaryota, Metazoa, Chordata, Mammalia, Pilosa, Megalonychidae.